Molecule: messenger RNA, 1178 nt
Organism: Cataglyphis hispanica
Lineage: Eukaryota; Metazoa; Arthropoda; Insecta; Hymenoptera; Formicidae
Product: coiled-coil domain-containing protein 130 homolog
Exons: 5
Coding region: 141-1067 (308 amino acids)
Biological process (GO): mRNA splicing, via spliceosome
Cellular component (GO): post-mRNA release spliceosomal complex; U2-type spliceosomal complex
Source: RefSeq, a predicted model, not a curated record
GAUUAACUGAAAAAACGUCAAGACGUCAAAAUCAACAUCAGAUGUCGGAUUGAUCAGACACAAAUCUGUGAACGUGAGAAAGGUUAAUUUCAGCAAAUUCCAACUACUUUUUAUUUUUUUUAGGAUUUGAAAAAAGCACAAUGGGAGAACGGAAGGGAACAAAUUUGUACUAUCCACCGGACUAUGAUCCUCGUGCCGGUGGUCUCAAUAAGUUCCUGGGCACUCACGCAUUGCGUGAACGAGCCCGUAAGCUCCACAUGGGUAUUUUGAUCAUACGGUUUGAGAUGCCCUAUAAUAUAUGGUGUGAUGGAUGCGGAAAUCACAUUGGCAUGGGUGUUCGGUAUAAUGCAGAGAAGAAGAAGAUUGGAAUGUACUACAGUACGCCACUUUAUCAGUUUCGCAUGAAGUGUCAUCUCUGUGACAACCACUUUGAAAUUAAAACUGAUCCUGCUAAUUUGGACUAUGUCAUAGUGAGUGGUGCAAGACGUCAAGAAAAUCGAUGGGAUCCUAAACAGAAUGAACAGGUUGUGCCUGAAACGAAAGAAGUAUCAUGCAGAUUAUAUGAUGAUGCAAUGUAUAAAUUAGAACAUGGUAUAGAAGACAAAAAAGUAGCUAAAUCGCGAGAUUCGGCACUGGAAAAUGCAAUAGCUUUGAAUGAAAGUAUUUGGAAAGAUGAUUACAGUUCAAAUUGUGCAGUGAGAGCUUUAUUUCGGGAAAAGAAAAAAGAACUCAAAAAGAAGCAAAGUGAAGAUCAUGCUUUAUUAAAAAAGGUUGGGCUAGAUAUUGACAUAGUAAAUGAACAUGAAGAUGAUAUCAAACUAGCCAAAUUACUCACCCAUAAAAAAGAUGUAAGAAAAAAAGGAGACACUACAUUAAAACGAUUAGUUUCUAUUGUACGAUCUAAAAAUAAGAAAAAGAUAUUAUUUUCAAAUGGUCAAUUAAAAUUACAAAAUCAAGAAUCGCCAAAAGUACAAGAAGUAACAGGUAAUGCUACUACUUCAAAACUCAAUGAUUCAAACGCAUCUUUAGUAAAUUAUGAUACUUCUAGUAGCGACAGUGAUACUUAGUACUUUAAUAUUUUAUUUGCCAUCAAGAGCACAAUAUAUAUAUAUAUAUAUAUAUGACAGUAUGUAUUAACAUAUCUAUUAUGUUUGUUAAUAAAAUAUUAUGAAAACAGA